CAUGCAUACAUAAAUAAAUAAAUUCCACUUGCAGUUUAAUUCAACUGAUUCGACAAACAAAGUCCGAUGAUCAUGAAUGUUGGCUUGAUCUGGCAGUAACUAAUUAUGAGAGUGCGACUGCUAAUCGAACUAUCGGAGAAUGGAGGCCUUCUCUAUUAUUAAGUUGGUUAGAGUUAGACUUCCAUCCAUUGUUUUACAUGCAUGUUUGAAGAACUCCGUCAUUAGUUUAUUGUCUCUCCAAUUAUGUUAAGUUGUUUUGUCUAACUACUACUCAUAAUUUACAUAAUAACAUUUCAACAGCAAUGCAACUACGGGUGUGACCAAUUAAACACUUUUCUUAGUUCUUUGCUCGUUUUGUUUCGUUUCUGUCGAUAUAUACUAGGUAGAAGAAGUUGAAUGGUUUCAGGUUAGUGUACUCAGUUGAGGAUUAAGAAGAAGUUGUCGAUGAUGUUGCAGAAUUCUAAGCUUGAGUUUUUCGAUAAUUUCUUUUUCACGAACACAUUACAUUCAAAAAGUAGAAGAAAUGUGAUAUCAGGUAUUGGUUAUGGAGUUGGAAUUUCGCUUCUUAUUGUUACACUUCUUUUCAAUUACUACUCUCCAUUAAAACCAUCAUCAUUACUGAAUCAUUCUAGUUUUCAUAAAAGAAUUUGUUUCUCUAAAUCAUUUCAAAAUGGAAUUUACAUAUCUCCUUGGUUCCUUUGUCAUCCAAAUUCUACUAGUUCUACACCUUCUUAUAAUGCCACGUCAGAGUUGCAAAACACGUCUGGAAAUGUUUCUUUGUUGCACGACAAAGAAACAGAAAUCUCAAAUGUGGGAGUGAAAAAUGAAACUAUCUUUAUUGAUGGUAAUUUGAACAAGAAUUCAAGUAUUUUGGUUCAAGAAGUUGGAGAUAAAUUAUCUGUUAAAGAAGAAGAAGUACUAGAAGGAAACCAGAAAAACAUGACAAGCGGCACUUCUGAUCUGCAGCUUGGAGAGGACAGUAGUAGGACGACUGAAGAAGAGCAAAAAUGUGAUAUAUUUGAUGGUCAAUGGGUAUUAAGGGAAGAAGCUAGGGAACCAUAUUAUCCAGUUGGUUCUUGUCCAUUUGUUGAUAGCCGUCACGAUUGUAUCCGUAAUAGGAGACCAGAUAAUGAUUACUUGAAAUGGCAAUGGCAGCCCAAUGGUUGCAAUAUCUCAAGAUUAAACACAAGUGAUUUCUUGGAGAGAAUGAGAGGAAAGAAAAUGGUAUUUGUGGGGGAUUCAUUGAAUAGGAAUAUGUGGGAAUCUCUAGUUUGUAUGCUUUGGAAUGUUGACAUCAAAGUCAAGAAGACAGGAAUGUAUUCAGUCAGAUUUGAGGAUUAUAACUGUUCCAUUGAAUGGGUGUGUGCUCCAUUUUUGGUGAGUCCAUCAACAUAUUUCAACACGACAACUAAGAAAAAAAUGGACACUUUAAGAUUGGAUAAAAUGGAAAAACUAGUAACAUUAUCUCGAGAUGCUGAUAUCAUGAUCUUUAAUUCAUGGCACUGGUGGAAUCAUCAUAAAACUGGGCAAAAUUAUUUCCAAGAAGGUAAUAAAGUAUAUCUGGAGCUAGAUGUACUUAAAGCAUUCGAAAAAGCACUCGCUACAUGGAGAAGAUGGAUUGACAUGAAUAUCGACUCUAACAAAACCCAGGUUGUUUUUCGAGGAUAUUCCGAUACCCAUUUCAGUGGAGGCAAAUGGAAUACCGGUGGAAAAUGCAACAGAGAAACAGGGCCAAUUUCAAACGAAACCAAUUUCGUAGAAAAGUAUCCUUUGAAGGUGGAAAUACUCGAAAACGCUCUAAAACGAAUGAAGACGCCUGUUUUAUAUCUAAAUGUAACUAAACUUACUUAUUAUCGAGCCGAUGGGCACGUUUCAAUUUAUGGUAGAAAACACAACACAGCUGAAGAAGAGAAGAAUGCGGCCGAGAAGGCUGUACAGGAUUGUAACCAUUGGUGCGUACCUGGUAUUCCUGAUGUGUGGAACGAAUUACUUUAUACUUCUCUAUUAAAGAUCGGUAAAUUAUGAUCUUAAUAAUCAAGAAAAUCAUAUAUUAGAGUACUUUAGUGUAGUGUGCCUUUCAACUUUACAUUUUGUUGGAAACAAUAAGAAAAUUCAUAAAAAAUAAAUCUCAAACAGCUGCGUCGUGGACUAG
This is a messenger RNA of Papaver somniferum (opium poppy), 2152 nucleotides long. RefSeq names its product protein trichome birefringence-like 2. Gene Ontology annotation, molecular function: O-acetyltransferase activity. NCBI's taxonomy places the organism in Eukaryota, Viridiplantae, Streptophyta, Magnoliopsida, Ranunculales, Papaveraceae. The record is from RefSeq and is a predicted model, not a curated record. Bases 445 to 2025 code for a protein of 526 amino acids. The transcript is spliced from 5 exons. Gene Ontology annotation, cellular component: Golgi apparatus.